This is a messenger RNA of Gymnodraco acuticeps, 1670 nucleotides long. RefSeq names its product dynein, axonemal, light intermediate chain 1 (gene dnali1). The record is from RefSeq and is a predicted model, not a curated record. Gene Ontology annotation, cellular component: filopodium; axoneme. Gene Ontology annotation, molecular function: dynein heavy chain binding. The transcript is spliced from 5 exons. Lineage: Eukaryota; Metazoa; Chordata; Actinopteri; Perciformes; Bathydraconidae. The coding region runs from base 403 to 1236 and encodes 277 amino acids.
UUACGUACGGUCACGGUAACAUCUUAAAUAAAGCUGGUGUUGUGUAAAAUGACAGGUCGAAAUAUUAACAUUUUUUACAACGAGUAUUUCUAUUAAAACAGUGAUCUCCCUUAAAAACAUAAACAAGUCGUAAAACGGGCGUAUAAUUUAUGUCACACCAAGUACAGCCUUUCUUCUAAUUAAUGUUUGUCCUAAAUAUUAUAAACGAAGAUUGUGUUUCUGAACCAAACCGCUGAUCCCAACCGGACAAAUCAAAAUGUAACACCGAUACGCUGUUGUCAUAACAACGCAAACAAUGAGCAUUGUAUUAGCAACCGCACAACGGUAUUUCUGUAAGUGAAGCUCACAGCAAGACAUUUAUGAUUUAGUGAAUAACUUCAUUAUUUUUGUAUAGUUGACAGAAUGAUUCCACCUUCCGAGUCUCUCCUGAAAUACGACAAUGCUGUUUUGGUAAGCAAAAGCACAGACAGAAAAUCACCAAAGGGACGGCCUUUGAGAGUAAGCCCUCAGCAGCCUGCUGACUCUAGCCCUGUUCCCCAACCCCCAAAACCAAAACCAGUCUCCGCUGAUGCCACCAAGCAGGAAAAUGAUGAGACCCUCAAUGCCAUCCUUCCACCCAGGGAAUGGAUGGAGGGAAACCAAUUGUGGGUUCAACAAGUAUCCAGUGCACCUUGUACAAGAGCAGAUGUUAUUCACCUAGAGGAACUGCUGGACAUCAAGAUGCAGCAGAGGCAGGCCAGACAGACAGGAAUCUGCCCCGUCCGCAGGGAGCUCUUCUCCCAGUGCUUUGAUGAGCUAAUCAGACAGGUGACCAUCAAUUGUGCCGAGAGGGGUCUGCUUCUGUUGAGGGUCAGAGAUGAGAUUCAAAUGACUAUGGCCGCCUACCAGACACUGUAUGAGAGCAGCGUGGCUUUUGGAAUGAGGAAAGCACUGCAGGCUGAGCAGGGCAAGGACGACAUGGAGAGAAGAAUCUCUGAACUGGGAGAUGAGAAACAAGAGUUAAAGAAGCAACUGAAUGAGGAGAAAGCUAAAAGCGAUUCCAUUGAAAGGAGAGAAAAUGAGAUGCGACAGGUGGAGGAAAAGAAGCACAGUGAAGAGAUUCAGUUCCUGAAGAGAACCAACCAGCAGCUCAAGGUAUGGUUUAUUAAUACAACAAGAAAAGCACCUUCUUUAGAUUUAACACGGAUAGUAGCCGUGUUGCCUGUUUUCAGAAUUGACAUUUUUCUUUCUAUUUAGAACCAACUGGAAGGGAUCAUUACGCCAAAGAAGUAACUCCGCCAAACAAGAUGCGUUACCAUUUCCCAGUACACAAUGUUAGUGAAAGUGUCUUUUGUCUUGUUUCUAUGAUCAAUUCAAGUAAACAGAAGUGAGUGUCAUUAGCACGUUUUUUAUUACAGCAUGACAUGACACGUACAGCUUUCUUUAACAUCAAGAGAGUAUUACACCUGUCCUGUAAAUGAUGAAUGAAAUGUCAUUCAAAAACAGGUCUGGGCUGAAGGGGAGAAGGAGUUUCAAAAGGCAAGAUAAAAACAGUCAUCAAGACAAGGCAGCAAGUGACCGCUUGAUACAGACCUUUUAAUGCUAAGUUAGCAUUCCACCUUCUGUUAACUCCACACUUUCAAAAAAAACUUGGCUUUUGGCAAGUUUAAAUAAAGAUUUGUACAAAUGUG